AUAUUGCUAGGUGGUAGGCCGCUCACAUUAUGCUGUGCCUCAGUUUAUGUGAAACUUAUCUAAUCCGGGCACUUCCUCUUAGGGAUAAACCGUCAGCAGUUGGGAUUCUGGUGCAACAUGGGGGUGUUUAUGGGUACCUGGGUAACUUUAGACUCAAGCCGACGAUCGUAUUGAUGCUUGUCGGCGUCUUGAUCCUCGGCAUCGGCUAUGUUGGCCUUAGCCUCCUCGACAGUAUGAGAUAGAUGAGACAUGCGUGGAGUCUUGCCGUCUAGAUAGGUAUGUAUGCAUACAUACCCGGAAUUCGCAACCAAAGCUCUCCGCGCAGCAACAGCGCCGUUCUUCUCACUCGGUUGAUCCCGUGCCACUGCCUUUAUAUUAACCGAGGUUCCAUCCCCGAAACUCGAAGAUAUCGAGGUAUCAGUAAUUAUUUGCCAAGUCCUACAAGUCCUGGAUAAGUUAAGCAUCAUGGCGCCCAUGAUCGAAGAAUAUGUCCCCGAGUCUAUGGUCCCUCUCGCUCGGGAGCAAGCCAAGCCCGUGGCUACGCCGGCCCAAAGGGAAAUUAGCAUCCCUUCGUCGGACUGGACGGCGCAGAUUCAUCCGCUUCACGAGAGUGUUAUCGCCGAGGUGGACGGCUAUUUCCUCCAGCACUGGCCUUUUCCCGACGAAAAAGCACGCAAGAAGUUCGUGGCCGCGGGUUUCUCACGAGUUACGUGCUUCUACUUUCCUAAGGCGCUAGACGACCGGAUCCAUUACGCGUGUCGGCUGCUAACGCUGCUCUUCCUGAUAGAUGACAUCCUCGAAUACAUGUCCCUCGAGGAUGGGCGCGCCUAUAACGAGAAGCUCAUGCCACUCUUUCGGGGCUCCGUUCUACCGGACCGCAGCGUGCCGGUUGAAUGGAUCGGCUACGAUCUGUGGGAGUCCAUGCGCGCGCAGGAUAAGGACAUGGCCGACGAGAUCAUGGAGCCCGUUUUUACCUUCAUGCGCGCGCAGACGGAUCCCGCGCGCCUAACCGAGAUGGGGCUGGGCCGAUAUCUAGAGUACCGCGAGGCUGACGUUGGCAAGGCACUCCUUGCCGCACUGAUGCGGUUCUCUAUGGCGCUCGAGGUGCCGGCUUCGGACCUCGAGAUGGUUCGUCCUGUGGACCGGAAUUGCUCCAAGCAUCUCUCGAUCGUCAAUGAUAUCUGGUCGUACGAGAAAGAAGUCUUAGCUGCUAAAACUCUCCAUGAGGAGGGCGGAAUUCUGUGCACGGCUGUGGCCGUGCUAAGCAAGGAGGCCGAGAUCAGCACCGACGCCGCGAAACGCGUGCUCUACCAUCUAUGCCGAGAGUGGGAACUCGAGCACCGGAUGUUGGUCGCCGGUAUCUUGGCACGGAAGGACACGCCGGUGUUAAGGGCGUACUUGGAAGGUCUCGAGCUGCAGAUGAGCGGAAACGAGCUUUGGAGUAGGACAACCCUGAGAUAUGUGCAGCCGAAGGCUUGA
Messenger RNA from Annulohypoxylon truncatum, 1479 nucleotides. RefSeq names its product Aristolochene synthase in complex with 12,13-Difluorofarnesyl diphosphate. The transcript has 3 exons. The record is from RefSeq and is a predicted model, not a curated record. NCBI's taxonomy places the organism in Eukaryota, Fungi, Ascomycota, Sordariomycetes, Xylariales, Hypoxylaceae. The coding region runs from base 466 to 1479 and encodes 337 amino acids.